UGAGAGAUGCCAGAAAGUAGGAUAAUGACAUUCUAGAAGGACCAGAACGGUUCUAGAGGGAGCAGAAUAUUCUAGAAGCUUGUGGAAUGGCAUUUCAGCCAAAGGACGUUACCGCCACAUUGGGUUAGAAAAGUGAAAAGAAGGCGCCUGUUCCUUCGUUAAUGGGCGAGUCGUCUCCGCUUACACGGCGGUGAGAUCACCCACGAUCUGGGCUCUGCCUUCUAUCCUGUUUGUGGGUCGUGGACAGUUAGGCACAAAGCUCAGAUAUGCUGGUUAGGGACAGAGCAGUGACCUCUAUGUUAUGGCCUUGCUCCCGCAUAGAGCAGGCAUGGAGCAUUGCUCGUAGUGCACAAGCAGUUCCUGAAUGCCCAGGAGGACUAAAGCUCCUUCACCAGCCUCAGAGCAGCCCCGGAGCCCUGUUCUGCUGAACUUCCCCGGAGUGUAAGCCAGCCUGUCAGUGCAGAAUACCUGCACCCAGUAUCAUAUCCCAGCCCAGCCUGCUGGGAACAACUGUUAGUGAAACCCAGGGUUCAGUCCCUCUAUUGCUCCCAGACAUUGGAAGCUCUACACACAGGGUCCCUUCCUCAGAUGCUGCCCCAUUCACACAGCUACAAGACCUUAAAGCACUGAAGGAAACCUCAACACAUCACAUGUGCUUUGGAUCCACAGCGAAAGACAGUGGACUCUUUGCUAGUCUGCAUAGCAACACCUCCUUUGAGGAGGCAGUCUUCACCCACCCUAAAGUACAGUUUCUUCAGCACUACAGAAGACAUUACUCAGUCUACCUGAUCUCAGCCGCUCCAACUCAAGGUCUGAUCUCCAUUCCCUGAACGCAGCGACUCAGAACCUGGUGAUGAACCAUCUCUCAACAGCUCAUCAUCUCCUCCUGUGUCAUGGACCCUUCCCAUUUGGGUUGCAGUCCAGGAUGCAAUGCUGAUCUUCAUGCUCCUGGAUCAUUCCAGCACAUUUAAUAGUGCCGACCAUGAGAGGGUGCUGGUGCACCCCAGGGACCUGGCUGGGAUGAAGUGCCCAAAGUCCCCACUGUGCUGUGCGCCAGAGGAGCCUCUGGGAAGAGACAGUCCCUGCCCCGAAGAGUUUACAGUCAAGAGAUUAAAGGCAGACAGAUGGAUCCGACACACAAGCCGGGCGAUGGGUAUGCAAACAAGCCACUUACUCACAGUGCCUGCUCCCAUUAGUGAGCGUUGUCGGCCUUUGCUUUGCUCAGCUCAGCUGCACGGACGCGAUGCCCCACUGGAGGUUUGCGCAGUUCAUGAAAGCGGACGGGAGAGCAGUGCAGUUCGGAGCAGGAAACUGGAAAUUGGGGUUUGCCGUGCUGGUGAGGACAGAGCCAGACCCUGUAAGGUUUCCUGUGGCUGUAUCUGUUCUGUGAUGGGUCAGUAUCACAGACUGAUGCCUAGGGCGAUGGCCUGGGAGCCCCACUCGCUGCUCUGCCUGAUUCUGAGUGACCUGGGAUGGAAAACUCUGCUCUCAAUUAGGAAGAUCAGGAACUUACGUCUCCCACAUCCCAGCCGGCGACCCCAACCACCAGGCUGUAGAGCAGCAAAACUGAUUGAGAAUCCCCCAUCCAAGAUCAUGUGCUUGACCUAACAUCCAACAACCUGCGUUACGUCCCGCAAGCCUUCAGAAGC
This is a messenger RNA of Mauremys reevesii (Reeves's turtle), 1649 nucleotides long. RefSeq lists its product as uncharacterized. The transcript has 6 exons. Lineage: Eukaryota; Metazoa; Chordata; Testudines; Geoemydidae. The coding region runs from base 931 to 1608 and encodes 225 amino acids. The record is from RefSeq and is a predicted model, not a curated record.